Molecule: messenger RNA, 4493 nt
Organism: Artibeus jamaicensis (Jamaican fruit-eating bat)
Lineage: Eukaryota; Metazoa; Chordata; Mammalia; Chiroptera; Phyllostomidae
Gene: STXBP5
Product: syntaxin binding protein 5
Exons: 28
Coding region: 92-3550 (1152 amino acids)
Biological process (GO): regulation of exocytosis; regulation of protein secretion
Cellular component (GO): cytoplasm; plasma membrane; SNARE complex
Molecular function (GO): GTPase activator activity; syntaxin binding; myosin II binding
Source: RefSeq, a predicted model, not a curated record
GCCGAAGCUGCCCUCGGCCCGGGCUCGGUCCUCCCGCUCGCGGACUCCGCUCGCCGCCCCUCUCGGCAAGCGAGGGAGCCCCGCCGAGACCAUGAGGAAAUUCAACAUCAGGAAGGUGCUGGACGGCCUGACCGCCGGCUCGUCCUCGGCCUCGCAGCAGCAGCAGCCGCAGCAGCAUCCGUCUGGGAACCGGGAGCCCGAGAUCCAGGAAACGCUCCAGUCCGAGCACUUUCAGCUCUGCAAGACUGUUCGCCAUGGAUUUCCCUACCAACCCUCAGCCCUGGCCUUUGAUCCUGUACAGAAGAUCCUGGCAGUGGGAACUCAGACUGGUGCUUUAAGGCUCUUUGGGCGUCCAGGAGUAGAAUGUUACUGCCAGCACGACAGCGGAGCCGCGGUAAUCCAGCUCCAGUUCCUGAUUAAUGAGGGAGCUCUUGUGAGUGCCUUGGCUGAUGACACCUUACACUUAUGGAAUUUACGUCAAAAGAGACCUGCCAUACUGCAUUCACUUAAAUUCUGCAGAGAAAGGGUUACAUUUUGCCAUUUGCCUUUUCAGAGUAAGUGGCUCUAUGUGGGCACUGAACGAGGUAAUAUACAUAUUGUCAACGUGGAGUCCUUCACACUCUCAGGCUACGUCAUUAUGUGGAAUAAAGCCAUUGAACUGUCAUCUAAAUCUCAUCCAGGACCUGUUGUCCAUAUAAGUGAUAAUCCAAUGGAUGAAGGAAAGCUUUUGAUUGGCUUUGAAUCUGGAACAGUAGUAUUAUGGGACCUCAAAUCAAAGAAAGCUGACUACAGAUACACAUAUGAUGAGGCUAUUCACUCUGUGGCUUGGCAUCAUGAAGGAAAACAAUUUAUUUGUAGUCAUUCAGAUGGCACUUUGACUAUAUGGAAUGUGAGGUCCCCUGCUAAACCUGUGCAGACAAUCACUCCACAUGGAAAGCAGUUAAAGGAUGGGAAGAAGCCAGAACCAUGCAAACCUAUCCUCAAGGUGGAGUUCAAAACGACUAGAUCUGGGGAACCUUUUAUUAUUUUGUCAGGAGGUUUGUCAUAUGAUACUGUAGGAAGAAGACCUUGCUUAACAGUUAUGCACGGGAAAAGUACUGCUGUGCUAGAAAUGGACUACUCAAUUGUUGAUUUCCUAACGUUAUGUGAAACACCAUACCCAAAUGAUUUUCAGGAACCAUAUGCUGUAGUUGUUCUUCUAGAAAAGGAUUUAGUACUUAUAGACCUUGCACAAAAUGGCUACCCUAUAUUUGAAAACCCCUACCCUUUGAGUAUACACGAGUCCCCUGUCACAUGCUGCGAGUAUUUUGCUGAUUGUCCUGUGGACCUCAUUCCCGCACUUUACUCUGUUGGAGUCAGACAGAAACGGCAAGGUUACAGCAAAAAGGAAUGGCCCAUCAAUGGAGGUAAUUGGGGUUUGGGUGCUCAGAGUUACCCAGAAAUAAUUAUUACAGGGCAUGCUGAUGGGUCCGUUAAGUUCUGGGAUGCUUCUGCAAUAACUCUUCAAGUACUGUAUAAACUAAAGACAGCUAAAGUAUUUGAAAAGUCAAGAAGUAAAGACGACAAGCCGAACACAGAGAUUGUAGAUGAAGAUCCCUAUGCCAUUCAGAUCAUCUCCUGGUGUCCAGAGAGUAGAAUGCUCUGCAUAGCUGGGGUGUCAGCUCAUGUCAUUAUUUACAGAUUCAGCAAACAAGAAGUUAUUACAGAAGUCAUUCCGAUGCUUGAAGUUCGAUUGUUGUAUGAGAUAAAUGAUGUGGAGUCCCCGGAGGGUGAACAGGCACCGCCCCUGCCAACACCAGUGGGGGGCGCCAAUCCUCAGCCCAUCCCUCCUCAGUCUCAUCCUUCCACCAGUAGCAGUUCCUCCGAUGGCCUUCGGGAUAAUGUCCCUUGUUUAAAAGUUAAAAAUUCACCGCUCAAACAGUCGCCAGGCUAUCAGACAGAACUGGUCAUUCAGUUGGUGUGGGUAGGUGGAGAGCCGCCACAGCAGAUAACCAGUCUGGCAGUCAACUCCUCGUACGGACUGGUAGUUUUUGGCAAUUGUAAUGGCAUUGCGAUGGUUGACUACCUCCAGAAAGCAGUCCUCCUCAACCUGGGCACUGUUGAACUGUAUGGCUCCAAUGACCCUUAUCGGAGGGAACCCAGGUCUCCUCGGAAAUCUCGACAGCCUUCUGGAGCUGGUCUCUGUGAUAUCAGUGAAGGGACUGUGGUCCCAGAGGAUCGCUGCAAGUCUCCAACGUCCGGUUCUUCAUCACCACAUAAUUCGGAUGAUGAACAAAAAAUGAAUAAUUUUAUAGAAAAGGUGAAGACCAAAAGCAGAAAGUUUUCCAAGAUGGUAGCCAGUGAUAUAGCAAAGAUGUCAAGGAAGUUAAGCUUGCCUACUGACCUAAAGCCUGACUUAGAUGUAAAAGACAAUUCCUUCAGCCGAUCCCGGAGUUCGAGCGUAACCAGCAUUGAUAAAGAAACUCGAGAAGCGAUCUCUGCUCUUCAUUUCUGUGAAACUUUCACACGAAAGGCAGACUCGUCUCCUUCCCCGUGUUUGUGGGUUGGCACCACCUUAGGAACUGUGCUUGUCAUUGCCCUGAACCUUCCCCCAGGAGGAGAGCAGAGACUCCUGCAGCCAGUGAUCGUGUCUCCGAGUGGUACUAUAUUGAGGUUAAAAGGGGCGAUCUUGAGAAUGGCUUUCCUAGACACCACAGGCUGCUUAGUGCCACCUGCAUACGAAUCCUGGCGAGAACACAACAUUGCGGAAGAGAAGGAUGAAAAGGAGAAGCUGAAGAAAAGGCGGCCGGUCUCUGUGUCCCCUUCCUCUUCUCAGGAAAUGAGUGAAAACCAGUAUGCGGUGAUCUGUUCUGAAAAGCAAGCAAAAGUAAUCUCACUGCCAACUCAGAACUGUGCUUACAAGCAGAACAUUACAGAGACCUCAUUUGUUCUUCGGGGAGAUGUCGUGGCGUUGAAUAACAGUAUCUGCCUCGCCUGUUUUUGUGCCAAUGGACAUAUUAUGACUUUCAGUUUGCCAAGUCUGAGGCCCCUGUUGGAUGUGUACUACUUGCCUCUUACAAACAUGCGGAUAGCCAGAACGUUCUGCUUCACCAACAAUGGACAAGCGCUGUAUCUCGUUUCACCUACGGAGAUCCAGAGACUCACUUACAGCCAGGAGACCUGUGAAAACCUUCAGGAAAUGUUGGGUGAACUCUUCACUCCCGUAGAAACACCUGAAGCACCGAACAGGGGGUUCUUCAAAGGCCUGUUUGGAGGUGGUGCACAAUCUCUCGACAGAGAAGAACUGUUUGGAGAAUCUUCCUCAGGAAAGGCUUCAAGAAGUCUUGCACAGCACAUCCCUGGUCCUGGUGGCAUCGAAGGCGUGAAGGGAGCAGCAUCCGGAGUCGUCGGUGAACUGGCACGAGCCAGGCUGGCACUAGACGAGAGGGGGCAGAAACUGGGCGACCUGGAAGAAAGAACCGCAGCGAUGCUGUCCAGUGCAGAUUCAUUUUCUAAACAUGCUCACGAGAUGAUGCUGAAAUACAAAGAUAAGAAGUGGUACCAGUUCUGACCCCCAGAAGUCCAACUCAGUCCAACUUAAGCCAAAAGGAAAAAGCAUUUUCCUUAUUUAUUUCAUUGAUUUUACUUCAGGAAAGUUAACAUUGAAGGCCGUCCAUCACCGGCUGCUGCUCUUUCCUAGCACAACCACGCACUGUUGUUUCCAGGCACGUGGCUGUAACCGAGGGGCAUGCCAGCUGUGGGGUGACAGUUUGGGAACUACGCAGGUCACACGUUACAGACGAAGAACCGAGGCGGGACGUUGAGGGACGCCGCAGGGACCCUCCCCGGGUCAGUCUGGCAUUGAGCUUUCACAGGCCACACGGUCCGUGCUGUGUGUCCGCGGCCAUCAGUGUUGACCCCCGAGGGACAGGCUGCGCGUCGGGAGUGCGGAAGCUGGAACGCGGCGUCCGAACCGCCCACUGAACUGCGCGCAGCUGUCGUGGACUUUCCCUGCCUUCCGCCACCGGUCACCAGUGUCAUCAGUGAAAACGAAACAAACUGUUCGUUACCAUUUCUCUAGACGGAUACGCUGAGUGGUGGGCUUUAAACAAUAAAAACAUACACAUAGUUGACUCGUGUAUGGGCUACUCUUGGAUUCUUGUUCUGUAUACUUGUGUUUAGUCCAUAUUUUGUCAAAAGCAAAACAAGGCGAUCCAUCACUUUUCAUUGAAAAGAAAAGUGUAGAGCAUGACUGAACUGCUCACCAUCCGGGGAGUUGCCAUGUGGCUCCGCAGUGUGGGAAGUGAGAAGAGCCUCCCUGUGGUGAGGAGAAACUUCAGUGUCCCCGUCCUUGUUCUCAUUCAUUCAGCUCCAGGUGGAUUUGCCCAAAAUAGUUACUGGUUACAUUUGUAGAAAAGUUGAAAUUGGCUAAGUUUUUAAUUUUGCUUGAAUUUUUAUAAAAUGUUUAACCAAAUGUACCUUUGCAUUAUUUAAUUAAAAUUGCUUAAAAAUUG